This is a messenger RNA of Mizuhopecten yessoensis (Yesso scallop), 2977 nucleotides long. Its product is annotated as integral membrane protein 2B-like. The record is from RefSeq and is a predicted model, not a curated record. Bases 87 to 1022 code for a protein of 311 amino acids. Gene Ontology annotation, molecular function: amyloid-beta binding. Gene Ontology annotation, cellular component: Golgi apparatus; plasma membrane; extracellular exosome. Gene Ontology annotation, biological process: negative regulation of amyloid precursor protein biosynthetic process. Lineage: Eukaryota; Metazoa; Mollusca; Bivalvia; Pectinida; Pectinidae. The transcript is spliced from 6 exons.
UAUCAAAACCGGAAGUCCACCAUAAUAAAUUUGGAAAAGUCAGAUAAGAGGAAUUAUUCGUCAGGACUGCUGGAUUUUUCGGCGCCAUGACGAUCUACAAGGUCAUCCCACAAGACAAGAAGGAAGAGAAGAAACUUGCGGAGAAAGACGUGCUAACUGUUCCUUUGACUGAUGCAGAGAAUGUAGAGCCUGUGCAGGUCAAUGUUCGACAGCAGCGGUCGAAAACCUGGCUGAACCUGUUCCUGAUCCUCAUAGCUCUGCUAGUUCUGGCCACAGGAGCAACUGCUGGUUAUUACUUGUACAAGAACCACAUGUCUCCAAACAAGCUGAAGCAUGCCAAGGGACGAUGUUCCUUCAUCAUGAGGAAGACCGAGGAUGACCCCACUUCUCAAAUGCUCCAAGACACAAACAGUCUGCAGAGGAUUGAUGAUGGUGGCCUGACUGGUCCUGACCAGAAUCCAUCUCGCAAACACCACCACCGUAAACAUCGUAAACAUCACGGCCCAUUCAGCACUGUCAAAAUGGAGGAGGAGAUUGAGGUCACUGACAACAUCUUCGAACGAAUCAGCAUGCCCCAAAUAGAUGAUAUUCUCAAAUCUCUCAUUCUGCACGACUUUGAACGGAACAAGUCUGCCAUUGUGGAUUACCACGACAGAGUUUGCUAUGUGAUGAAUCUGAACAGGAAUGAGGUGUCGCCUCCCAAGAAUCUCAUCGACCUCCUCAAUAAAAUCAACUCUGGUUAUUACCUGCCCCGAGCACAUGUCCUCAGGAGGAAGUACAGAGUGAUGAGCCCUCCCCUGCAGAAUAUUGCCUACCUAGGACCCUACAUUGUCAACGAGUGCAGCAAUUACAAGACAUUCCAGCUGAUGAGGCUGGCAGGAGAUGAUGAAAUGAUGGGCAAGUGGAUUGUAAAGAGAAGUGCCGGAGAGGUCCUACAAGAGAAGGUAUACGGUUACUAUGACGAUAUGAACCAAGCCUUGUUUAAGUACAACAUCUAUCAACCAACCGUGGAGAGUUUCUAAGUGGGAGAGUAUUAGCAGCAGUGUCACAGUGUACAUAUAACCCCCAGACAAUGGCCAGCAUCACACCAUAUAGCGAAUCUAAUCACGGAGCUACACCUGUAACAUGGGACCUUCCAAGGCGUUCGGGGUCAACCAUCUGUUGUAGUUGUAAAGGAACGAAGCCGAGGAUGAUGUGAAAGACUCUGCUUGUAAUCUUCACAAUAAAGGGUCGCUUCAGAUUAAAAUCCGGAGGAUUCUAUAAAGCACACAUUUGUCCUGCUGUGUUGUAUUUAGACUCAUUCUUGUACUAAGACAUCUAUAAUUGGUCAUUGUUUGUGUAAUUCUAAACAAAGAAUCCUACCAGAGAAGUCACAAGACACGUGUGAGUGGGUUAUGUUAGAGAGUGAGAGUCCAUGGUCAGAUCAUCAUAGGAUUUUGUUUUUUCAUAUUUGAAUAUUUGUUUUUCAUUAUAAGCAGUUCAUGUGCAAAUGUAAAUACAAAUUUAUAUUGAUAUACAUGUACAUGUAUUCUAGAACUGUUUCCAGGUUUUGCAAUCGGGCAAGUUUUGCUCAAAGGAAGAAACUUAUUUUUGAUUGCAGUGUAGUUUAUGUAAAAAAUUAUCACAAAAUUUAGGUUAAAAAAUGAAACCAAGUUUCGUGUAAAUGACAUUAUAAAAAGUAUCAGAAGAACUAGUAUUCGAUAAAGAGUGAGCCAAAAAAGGUGAAGGCCUUUAUAGUUUUGAUGGUAAUAAACCAGUGUGGUUUGGAGCUUUCUACCCCUGUAGAACAGGAGAAUGGAUUAAAUAGUGUAUUAGUGAGAUAAAGAUAUAUUUAUAUAUAUAGAACCCAGUAACACCAUUGUAGUGUAAAACUAUGUGUAGCAAGCAAUCAUGUUGUUACUCUAACAUUAAGUGUUCUGUUUGGGAUGAAACAAAUACUGUGGACAAUGUUAUUGGUAUUCAAGGAGCAUGUAUUUCCUCUGCAAGUUGUCUCCCUUUUAACACACUCUCUUGUCUCAAAUUUCCACUCGGUCCAGGCAUCAGUACACGAAUAACAUCAAUUCAUUGUCAAUGAUACUCCCUUAAAAUUACAGAUUAAUUGCCUCGGCAGCUUUUUCAUUCACCGAUUAGCAUGAAAAAAUAUUUUAAAAAUUUGAAUUAUUAAAAAAAUAUUUGUCUUGCAGUUCAUUCAAAGUGGUAAAUGGGGGCAAUGUUUUAAAAGAAUCUGUGUCAUAUUUUCAUGGUUUUUUUUAAUCUACCAUAUUUGAUAUGUAUCACUUUGUAUUGUUUAAGUGUGUGCUUUGAAAUUGUCAUCAAUUUAAAUGGAAUUGCAAUCAUCUUUUUUUUGUCUAUGAUGAUAGGUCAAUUGGAAAGCCUUCGGACCAUUUACUAUAAAAUCACAUCAUUUCAAAGAGCGUCUGUUUGUUUGUCAAUGUGAAUUGUAGAAGUCCCCACCUAGAAUGUAACCCUGUCAUCAGUAGUGUUAUUCAGUAUGUAGAUUUCCAAAUGGUACAUACAUGCUAUUUAUACAGUUUUAAUAACACCUUGUAUUUGUUUGGGACACAAUUUCCUUGACGUUUUUGUUCUUUGGAGACAAGGGGAGAAGUUUGAUUUCUCUGUGAUUAGAGCUCUGUUUACUAAGUAUGGGGUCAAACAUAACAUUUUAAAUGGAAGAUUAAUUUAUAUGGAAGAUUAAAACAUAUUUUUGUGACGAAAACUGAAAUAAUGAUACACUUACAAGAGAAGAGGCUGGAGAUAACCAGGAUUAUUUCAGUAAGAUUUUUAAAGUUUUGAAUAAAGUACGUGCAUAGCAUAAACUACUUUGAAAUAUUUUUUUACAUUUAUAUUUUUUUGCCAAUUAUUCCUGACAUCUGAUGUAAGGGAGGUAAUGAUUAUGGCUUGUAUUUGAUGGAAGAAGGAAGAGUCAGAUGAGCGAAGGACAGGAUAAGUAGAGGUAUGAGACAGGAGAGCAGUAGAA